UCGUGAUGGCGCGUGUUUAUUCAGCAGCAGUUCUCACACAGACACUUUUAUUUAUUGCACACACUUAUGUGUGUUUUUAAUUACCAGAGAUAUUAUGUUUAAAUAGGUUUAAACACCUUUUCUUUCCGUUUUACAUUUACUAGCUAGCUAACUUGCCUCAGGUGUCUGCUGUUCAGGUUUCACGGAAUGCGGCAAUUCCGGGUCUAGCUCUAGAAAUUCAAAUAAAUAGACUUUGCCCAAAUUACCUUUUGCCAGACCUCAGACAUUAACGUGUUACCAUAUGGAACAUAUGUGACUGAAUCCUCAAGAUUGCCUGGGCCGGAAUGUGCCAUGAGGUUUGAGUCCGGCUAAACAGCAGGUAGGCUACAAGGUAGGUAAAGGCUUUACUGUCAUACUGUGUAUGGAUCAUCCACGUUUUUAGUAUCUGUGCCGAAAUGUGUGCGUAAAUGAAUAGACCGUGUUUCACUGAAAUAUGUCCAACCGCUGGUCACAUUUUCUGGUGCCAUAGCGUAGGCUAAGGCAAAACCUGGUGAUGUAUCAGGCAGGCACGUACUCAUUUAAACAGGAUUAGACUUCUUGUGCCUAAUUUGGGCUAAUUCUUCGUUCGCAUCUCAACACCAAAAUAGAUCUCAUGUUUCUUAAAGGGUCAGAUCAUUCUUUUUAUGAAGGCGACUGUAUGCACGUGAACUUGUUAGGCCUAUCCAUCAGGUGUUAGGUAUUGACUUGCUUGGAUGUAGGUCUAGAAUAGGACAUUUUUCUGAUGUGGAACUGUUAAACUGCUUACUGGCCUACUGCUGCAAAAUGUGACCCUUUUAAUCACGUCUUACUGUUAACCAUUAGUCAGUAAUUAAUGGUCCACACUGGAUUCUGAGCUGAGGAUUUUAGUGUGGUAAAAAAAUCCAGUAGGCAAAGCCGUAUAUGACUAUGUAUUAUAAAGGAUAGGUCUACUUAUUGUAUGAUAUAAUAUUGUAAUGUCUCUCAUUCAAUGGCAGUGUUUAGUUAGUUUUUCUUUUUCCACAUCUGGCCCAGAACAUAAAAAGGUCGCUUAUGUCCCAGGGGUCCACACUCGCCAGGCUGCCAACACGUGGCCGGGGUUAUACAUAGUGCAGGCACUCGCUACAUUAUACUUUUUUGGUUGAAAUGUCCAGAACCAAUGCAGAUACUUUGAAAUGAAAAUUAAUCAGACAUUAGUGUCUUCUUUAUUUUUGUUUGUCCCCAAGGUACCAUUACAGUAACUCAAUGUUGUUUACUGUGCCUCCUGAUAUGUCUUAGGAACACAUGUUUGUUUCUGCAGUUGAAAGGGUCUACAGGCAUAUGAAUACACACCCAGCUGCACCCAACAGCAAAUUAUUUGGGAAAAUCAUUAUUUUUUGGAUUCAAUAUUGCUUACUGUGAAUUUCAACUUCUCUCUAUAGAUGACUUUAGAUGAAAAUACACAUAGAAGUCAAUGAAAGACAUGACAUAUCCAAAAUGUCAUAUUAUGACAAAAGUGUUUAUAAUGUGAGGUGAAUGCUUGCUUGUGUCAUUUUGCUGGAGAAUUCAGGCAUUUUGCAUUUUGUGUGAGCAAUUCUGGGUUUUGUGUGUAGAGGUAUGAAAAAUAGACAGUUGGAUGACCUUGCAUUCAUCCUCUCUUGAGUAAUAGCUUACUGUAUGUGAAAGUGAUAUAAAGUGAGAAUACAAUGGAAGCAGGAACUAUCAGCUAAAAAAAAGCAGAAGUGUCUGCCUUCUGUCUUCACCUCUCCGUAACUGCUUAAAAGCCUAUCGCAUCGUGAAUGUAGACCUUCCUGAAGAUCUGCUGCCAUUCUGAUUUAGAGUCUGCUGUGAGGGGGACCGGCGUGUAAGAGAGGACUAGAGUCUGUGUGGGGGAUUUGUAUUUUAAUCAUCCUCAUCCUCAUCUUCAUCAUCAUCCUCGUCAUCAUGGCUCCACAUCCUGUUGUCCAGGCCAUCAUAGACCUCUCAGCUGGAGCUAUUGGCGGCACUGCGUGUGUGUUCACUGGGCAGCCCUUCGACACGGCCAAGGUGAAGAUGCAGACGUUCCCGGGCAUGUACCGCGGCUUCCUGCAUUGCUUCACCUCCGUCUACCAGCAGGUGGGGCUGCGAGGCCUGUACCGGGGCACCUCACCGGCCCUCAUCGCCAACAUCGCUGAGAACGCCGUGCUCUUCAUGAGCUACGGCUUCUGCCAGGACGUGGUGCGCUACGUCUCUGGGCGGGAGCGGGGAACCGAGUUGAGUGAUAUUCAGAAGGCGUGCUCGGGGUCAGUGGCCUCCAUCUUCUCCUCGCUGGCCCUCUGCCCCACGGAGCUGGUGAAGUGUCGCCUGCAGGCCAUGCAUGAAAUGGAGGCAUCGGGCAAGAUUGCCAGCGGCCAGAAGAGCACGGUGUGGGCAGUAGUGAGGAACGUGAUUCGGACUAAUGGGCCGCUGGGCUUCUACCAGGGCCUGACCACCACCAUAGUCCGGGAGCUGCCGGGAUACUUCUGCUUCUUCGGCGGAUACGAGCUGAGCCGCUCCACAUUCGCUCAGCACAUGGGCAAGGACAAAGAGGACAUAGGUGUGCUUCCCCUCAUGUUCAGUGGAGGCUUUGGGGGGGCGUGCCUUUGGCUGGUGGUGUACCCCAUCGACUGUGUAAAGUCCCGCAUACAAGUAUUGUCUCUGGCCGGGCGGCAGGAGGGCUUCCUCAAGACUUUCAUUGGCAUUGUACGCAACGAAGGAGUGGCACCGCUGUACUCUGGUCUCACCCCAACCAUGAUCCGAACUUUCCCUGCAAACGGAGCCCUGUUCCUGGCCUACGAGCUCAGCCGCAAAGCCCUGAUGAGGAAGUUUGACAGCUGAGGUCCUCCGCUGUCCGUCUGCAGAGCCUUGCUGCCAUUCCGCCCACUGCACCUCUCUCUCUCAGGAAAAUCAGUGACUUGUGUUUUACAGCAGGAGGUAUGUUAGAGGCCUGAGCAGGAAGGAUUCCGGUACUGUCAUGCAGAAUUAUGUCAUGUUUUGUUUUGUUCUGUCACGUUUUGCACCACCACACCCGCCUGCAAAAGCCUGCGGAGUUUACACGGGAUGGAUUUUUCAACCCCAUUCCUGCCCGCCUGUUCCCAUUCAAAUGUGCCAUGUCUAAAAAGGCUGUUUACACCUGUUUCUGCAAAAUAUGCAUUAUUUCAUACAUCUUUCUGCAAACACGACUAAUGUGUACACUAUAUAUAUGUAUAUGUAUAUAUAUAGUGUAAAAAAAUAAGUCCCACUGCACUUUAUUUAGAUUAGAUAUACUUUUUCGUUUCAAAAGGUUACAAAUUGUUUUCUUUGACAAGGCUCACAUUUAAAAGACAUUCAUACAGACAUACAAGACAGGGGCUGUGGAGUGUUCAUUUAGUGUUAUUCCAAAUGGCUAUUGCAGAGGGGAUGAAUUAUUUCUUGUGAAUGUUUUUCCGAGCUAGUGGUACUGUACGUUAUCCUGUCUGCCUGACGUUCGUAACUGGAGGAAGUGGUGGAGGGUUCUCUAUUAUCAGGGUUGCUUUUUAUUUACACUUGGUCUUGGGAUACUUGCAAGCCUCUUCUGUAAAAAUAUGUUAGGAAAUAACAAUAGCACGUCAUGCUGAUUCAAACAAUGUCAAGACUGUAUUUAUCUCCCAGCAAAGAUGAUGAUGCGAUGCUAUGCUGCUUGUGAGCUUGUUUUAUUAGUAAUAUUACUUGAAAAUCUCUUUACACUCCUCAGGUAGUAUUGUACUCUAAGCACAUUUAAUCACAUGAUCUAUUAAAACAUUUUGUCUCUGGUGACUUCA
This is a messenger RNA of Alosa alosa (allis shad), 3770 nucleotides long. It is a transcript of the gene slc25a15a, whose product is annotated as solute carrier family 25 member 15a. Gene Ontology annotation, molecular function: L-ornithine transmembrane transporter activity. The record is from RefSeq and is a predicted model, not a curated record. NCBI's taxonomy places the organism in Eukaryota, Metazoa, Chordata, Actinopteri, Clupeiformes, Clupeidae. The transcript is spliced from 6 exons. Gene Ontology annotation, biological process: mitochondrial L-ornithine transmembrane transport. The coding region runs from base 1918 to 2829 and encodes 303 amino acids.